AUCAAAGGUAGACUUGUGUCUCAUAAACAGUGGAGUAAUAAUUGAAGCAUAACAGCAAUUGGAUCUUGUGACUGCUGUAUCCGUAACGAACACAGUUUCCCUGCUUGUCAGAACUUUCUUCAUCAGCUGGCACGCGCUUUCACUCGCGACUGACCUACUUUUGCAGCACAUAAAAAAACAGAGCGUUUGAUAAGUGACUUGCUAUAUGUUGGACGGACUUUUUUCACACCGUGUGAAACACCUGUGCAGGUACCUGGACUACAGCGGCGAGAGAGGUGCUGGCAAUGGCUGCAGCCGUGGAGUUCGGUCCGGUGUCUCGGGGGGCCCGGGCCUUGUUUUAUAUGCUCACACCGAAUGAAUCAUCUUUUGAAAAGGUGGAAGAAGUCCCUCAGUAUGUUCAGCAGGCUACUCCAUUUUUUGCUGGACUGAUGGUCCUGGAGCUAGUGGUGGGCAUUAUGAAGACGGGAAGCCCGGUGGUCACUAUCAGUGAUGGAAUCACCUCCUUAUCUGCAGGAAUGAUCUCCAGACUGCCAUUGUUGCUGAUGAGAGGCUGUGAGCUGACGGCUUACGUUUAUGUGUGGGACCACUUCCGGAUGGUGGAGCUGCCCUGGAACUCUGCCUGGACCUGGUGGCUCAGCCUCAUAGGAGUGGACUUCUGCUACUACUGGGUCCAUCGUUUUGCUCAUGAGGUGGCCAUCCUUUGGGCUGCUCACCAGGUUCAUCACAGUUCAGAGUAUUACAACCUCACCACGGCCCUCAGACAGUCCCUCACGCAGCAGUUUGCCUCAUGGGUUUUUUACCUCCCCAUGGCUCUGGCUGUACCUCCAUCCAUCUUUGCUGUUCACAUACAGUUAAAUCUGCUCUACCAGUUCUGGAUCCACACUGAGUUGAUCAGAGACCUUGGACCUCUGGAGUGGGUCUUUAACACGCCCAAACAUCACAGGGUUCAUCAUGGGAGGAACCUUUACUGCAUUGACAAGAACUACGGUGGAAUGCUGAUCAUUUGGGAUCGAUUAUUUGGUACGUUUGCUUCAGAGACAGAUAAAGUCAUAUAUGGCCUGGUGUUCCCUAUCAAGACAUUUGAGAUCCUUAAUGUUCAGCUGCAUUAUUACAAAUAUUUGUGGAAAAAGUCCAACUUUUACAAAAAAAUCAACAACAAGUUGGCGACUUUCCUCAACGGCCCAAGUUGGAAACCUGGUAAACCUCGGCUGGGUGACCACCUCGGCAAUCCCAAGGUUACUGGAAAGGAAGUGCCUCAUGAUCCCAGCUGGUCACUGCCAUUGCAAGUUUAUGUGGUCAUACAUUUCCUGCUGGUGCUGUGGACUUAUCAUGAGCUCUUUGAAAACAAAAUGAUGCUCUCUCAGCUAACAGUUCUGGGCAUGACCAGCUACGUUCUGCUUACUCUCACCUCCCUGGGCUUCAUCAUCGACCAAAGGCCAACAGCAGCCUUCUUGGAGAUGCUACGCUGUGUCGUCAUGGUGAUGAUGCAGAGGUACGACUGCAUGACAAUGCCCCUGCCUUCCCUUGCUGUUCCUACAAAGGCCUUUGUCUCCCUCUCUCUGCUGUUCUGGGCUCUGCAGAGCGUCUCUCAGCUGCUCAGCAUCAAGAGGAAAACCGACUGAGUCAACAGAAGAAAAGGCAGCGAGAUGAACGACGAAUGUCAACUCAGAAGCGAAAGAAAGAAAAAACAGUUACAGUUCCUCCUUGAAAUAUCUGCUUAUGAGCAUCUGUUUAGUUAAAGGUUAUAACUAAGACUUUAUUAUGUAAAGGAGCCAUUAACACUCACAUCAUGAGUAAAUGAUUAUCAAAUGAUAAAUUCAUUCAGUUAAUUUGUUUUCUCUUUUUCUAUAAAGGUCUUUUAUUGCUUUUGUUUAAAACGUCACUGCUGUCCAUGGUGCUGUAGCAUUAACUGAAGUAGUCAUUCCUCAUUAAGUCUUUCAUUUCAUAUAAGCCAUGAGGGAACCUCAUACUUCUUCUACUACAAGUGCUAGUCAUAAUGAUGCUUGUUGAUUUUGAUUUGUAAUAUUAAACAACACUGUACAGUC
Messenger RNA from Melanotaenia boesemani (Boeseman's rainbowfish), 2045 nucleotides. It is a transcript of the gene agmo, whose product is annotated as alkylglycerol monooxygenase. The transcript has 13 exons. Gene Ontology annotation, cellular component: endoplasmic reticulum. Gene Ontology annotation, biological process: lipid biosynthetic process. Gene Ontology annotation, molecular function: oxidoreductase activity; iron ion binding. Bases 285 to 1622 code for a protein of 445 amino acids. Lineage: Eukaryota; Metazoa; Chordata; Actinopteri; Atheriniformes; Melanotaeniidae. The record is from RefSeq and is a predicted model, not a curated record.